AUGCCAACAGCCAUGUCACUUUCCGCCUACUUCAUCAACUACACCAGUGGGAGCAUUUUUACUUCCGUACAAAUCAAUUCUUCCAGUUCACAUUUGCUGACAAUACUUACGCACACAACCGCUCACCCUCCUGUCCUGGGACAGAACAAUAAUCAAGGAAACAAAGUCAGCGUCAGCGAUAACGGGGAAGACGACGACUCGUUUGGUGAACACUAUUUCCAUAUCUGUAUUUACAUUUGGGCCUGUGUGGUUGUUAGCAGCCUCAUCGCCCUGUCAGUGAAAUGGGGCUGCUGUGGCCGAUCUCUAACCAGAUGGGAGGUGAAGAGGAUUCCUCUGAAGAGAUUUCAGAGAGUUGAUGGAGAGGACAGCCAAGACAGAUGUCCUAUCUGCCAUGAAGAGUUUCACGAAGAACGCCUUAUACGACAGCUGCCUUGUAAUCAUUGCUACCAUAGCUACUGUGUAGAUAGAUGGCUGGUGAAAAUGUCCAACCGAUGCCCGCUGUGCAAGCAGAGGGUGUCCAUCAGCGUCCUGUGUCCAUGGAACAAGCAGCGGCGGAAGCAAGAGGUCACCGGAUUUCCAACUGCUGACAUGGAGGCAGCGGUGGACGAGUCUCCUCCGAUUCCACCGCUGGCGACACUUACCCCGAGUAACUGGUACGGGGAGGAGAUUAUGUCGGGUCCUAGCAAGUUUAUAAUUUUACGUCCAGGACGUCCAACGAGAGUGAUUGAUGUCCGGCAGAAAAAGCCCACCGUCUCUGCCAAAAGCAGCGUAGACAAGAGAGAAACUUCCCUGUUGGGGCAUGUCGAUGCAGUCGAUCAUGUUUCUCGGAGUUUCUGUCAGCAUGGAACAAAUCAGAUGUGUAGCUUGGAUGUUGGAGGUGUUUCUAGCAAUCAUGCUGCCUCAGAGAACAUUCUAAGUGCUUCACCUGUAGAAGCAGAUGAUGUCCUUGAAGCUGAUGUCCUAACUCGAUCAGCAAGCUCUUCUCGAAGCUGCAGCAUCAGCAGUGAGCAGUCACUGUUGCUUCCAAGCCAGAUCUGCAGCUGUGGGAGCGAGGGUCAGAAGUUUGAAGAUCUUGUGCCCGGAGGAAAUAAUUCUGUGUGUAGUACUGCCCUGUUGUGUCUUGUACAUUCACGGGAGACUAGCAGCCACACCCCAUUUUCUUACCAUAAACCUGAGUUUAGAACUGUACCCCCAAAGGAGUAUAGAAGUACAACCCAUGCAACGGUCACAUUGUGUAGCAGGUCAAAUAGUGUGGUUUCUUUCAGUAGUGGCGAAUCGGAUACUAAUCCUGCAUUGCACACUCCCGCCUCCAGCAGGACAAAGUAUACAACCAGCCAUUCUGCGAGUGUAACAUCGUUGAACAAAUCAGAAUGCGCACCCGUAUCAGCAUUUUAUCACAAGCGGCACACGUUACCAGCGACGUGUGCUGAGACAUUGACUCUUCUUCAGUUCACCCCGUCACACAUAUCGGACGAUGUCAUGCAUGACAGUUUCACAUCUGUCGUUGCCAUGGAUGAUUCAUAG
This is a messenger RNA of Candidula unifasciata, 1524 nucleotides long. The record is from the annotation of a GenBank genome assembly. NCBI's taxonomy places the organism in Eukaryota, Metazoa, Mollusca, Gastropoda, Stylommatophora, Geomitridae.